CGUCUUUUCUGUCAAUUUGUGUAUCCGAGCAGCGCCGCAUUCACUUCCGUGUCUCCUCAAUCGUUUGCGUCAUUCGUUUAUUAGUCAUUCUUUCUCUUCUUCACUCGCUAUGCGAUCCAUUGCCCUCUUCCUAGCCGGCGCCGGCGCCGUCUCCGCCUACACCGUCACGUCCGCGGACCGGUUCAUGUUGAAGAACAUUGAUCCGAUCGUGUUCCCCGGCCAGUAUGGCAAGAGCCACAUGCACAGUUUCUUCGGGUCGGACGCUGUGACGAUCAACACGACGACGUCGAAGGAGCUCCAGGCGGGCUGUUCUACUGCCGAGAACCCCAACGACUACUCCAUUUACUGGGUCCCCACUCUCUACGUCCGAAAUGACACUGGAACCCAGCCUGUCCCCCUCAGCCGAUUCAGCGCCUACUACGUCUCCAUUGAGAACGCCGAGAUCGCCAUCCCGCAGGACUUCCAGGCCGUCGCCGGCAACGUCUCCGCCGUUUCCCAAGAGGGCGUCGACAGCUUGACUGGCGUGCAGUGGUUCUGCGAAGGCGAGUCCAGCGGCGACAAGGACGUGUCCGCCUUCCCCACGACGACCUGCUCGACCCAUCUCCAGACCCUGCUGCUGUUCCCCGACUGCGUCAACGAGGACAGCCUCGACUCGGCCUACUCGGGAACGCAAAACUGGAGCGGCAGCUUCAAGCCCGCGAACCGCUGCCCGUCGGGAAUGAAGCGCAUCCCGCAGCUGCGAUUCUCCAUCCGCUACGACCUCCGCAAGAUCCUCCCCGACGGCUGGUCCGGCGCGCCGCCUUUCGAGCUCGCAUGCGGAUCGUCGUACUGCUCCCACGGCGACUUCAUCAACGGCUGGCUUCCCGAAGCCGCGGAGAACAUGCUCCUCGCUAACGAUAAGCGCGAGUUUGCUGGCGUUGACGGCCCCGCGGGAGCGUACAAUGCCGGUUCGCUUUGCGGGUCUGAGAAUGCAGAGGACGCGGAUCCCGAGCAUGGAACAAGCGACUACGAGGAGAGCCAAGCCAUUUUGGCCGGAAACUAG
This is a messenger RNA of Ilyonectria robusta, 1042 nucleotides long. RefSeq lists its product as uncharacterized. Bases 110 to 1042 code for a protein of 310 amino acids. The transcript is spliced from 2 exons. Lineage: Eukaryota; Fungi; Ascomycota; Sordariomycetes; Hypocreales; Nectriaceae. The record is from RefSeq and is a predicted model, not a curated record.